Penicillium maclennaniae is the source of this 1332-nucleotide messenger RNA. RefSeq lists its product as uncharacterized. NCBI's taxonomy places the organism in Eukaryota, Fungi, Ascomycota, Eurotiomycetes, Eurotiales, Aspergillaceae. Bases 1 to 1332 code for a protein of 443 amino acids. Gene Ontology annotation, cellular component: mitochondrion. Gene Ontology annotation, molecular function: protein-arginine omega-N symmetric methyltransferase activity. The transcript has 3 exons. The record is from RefSeq and is a predicted model, not a curated record. Gene Ontology annotation, biological process: mitochondrial respiratory chain complex I assembly.
AUGCGCCAGGUCCUGACAGCCCCAGAGGACGGAUACUAUACUUCUCGAACCAACGUUUUCGGCAAACACGGUGACUUUGUCACAUCGCCUGAAAUCUCCCAGGUCUUUGGCGAGCUGGUUGGCAUCUGGACUAUUGCGGAGUGGAUGUCCCAGGGCCGGAAGAAGAGUGGUGUGCAACUUAUGGAAGUUGGGCCUGGUAAAGGAACUUUGAUGGAUGAUAUGCUGCGUACAUUCCGGAAUUUCAAAAUGUUCUCUUCGAGUAUUGAGGCGAUUUAUCUCGUUGAGGCCAGUGCUACACUCAGAGAGGUGCAGAAGCGAACUCUUUGUGGAGAGGAUGCUGUGAUGGAGGAGACGGACAUUGGGCACCGAAGUAAAUGCAAGUACUUUGACGUGCCGGUCGUUUGGGUUGAGGAUAUUCGUCUACUGCCCCAUGAGGAAGGCAAAACGCCCUUCAUCUUCGCACAUGAGUUCUUCGAUGCACUCCCAAUUCACGCCUUCGAAUCGGUUCCCCCAUCACCCGAGAACGAAGUGCCAGAUGCGCCCAAGGAGAUCAUGACUCCGACUGGGCCUCAAAAACUGCACGUCCCACUCAAAUCUGCCAAUGCCCCGCAAUGGCGCGAGCUUCUUGUUACUUUGAACCCCAAGGCUAUCGACGAGAAUAUCGAAGGAGAGCCCGAAUUCCAACUGACCAAGGCCAAUGCCUCGACCCCAUCUUCACUCGUGAUUCCUGAGAUUUCGCACCGUUACAAGGCCUUGAAAAACCAGCCUGGGGCAACUAUUGAAGUGAGUCCCGAAAGCCGAAUCUACGCCGCCGAUUUUGCCCGUCGUAUCGGUGGUGAUGCCGCUCCUGCGCCCUCUAAGAAGGCUUCCUCUACUCCUCCCUCUACACCCAAGAAGACAACACCUUCUGGCGCAGCUUUGAUCAUGGACUACGGUACUAUGUCUACCAUUCCCAUCAACUCUCUACGUGGGAUCCAAGGCCAUAAGAUUGUCCCUGCUCUCUCGGCACCUGGUCAGGUUGACGUCAGCGCAGACGUCGAUUUUACUUCUCUGGCCGAGGCAGCCAUUGAGGGCAGUGACGGCGUUGAGGUUCAUGGACCUGUCGAGCAAGGGGAUUUCCUUACGGCUCUGGGUAUUACCGAGCGCAUGGAACAACUGAUCCGUGCGGCCAAGGACGAUGAGAGCAGAAAGACCUUGGAGACCGGUUGGAAGCGCUUGGUUGAGAAGAGUGGUGGUUCCAUGGGCCAAAUCUACAAGGUCUUGGCUAUUGUGCCUGAGAAUGGUGGGAAGAGACGCCCUGUUGGAUUUGGUGGAAGUGUUCAGGUCAACUAG